AUGGCCUCGAUAUCUAAGACAUUUCUUGUUAAAUGGAAUGCUACAACGUUUGAAAGGUGCUCAACAAAAGUUAUUGGUAAAAGACGAAUCACUACGUUUACAAUCAGUGAUAAUGGGAAAUUAUUGGGAUAUGGAGCGUCCGAUCAUAGUAUUGGAAUCUGCGAUUCCCAAACGCUGAAGGUUCUUCUUAUAGUGCCUAAUGUGCAUGGAUUCCCACCCACUACUAUCGCGUUCAACCAUGACUCAACUUUAGUUGACUUCAACUUAUUUUAA
Funneliformis mosseae is the source of this 273-nucleotide messenger RNA. The record is from the annotation of a GenBank genome assembly. NCBI's taxonomy places the organism in Eukaryota, Fungi, Glomeromycota, Glomeromycetes, Glomerales, Glomeraceae.